AAAAAAGAGAGAACACAGAGAAGGAUCUGACAGUGCAAACCAACUUUUCGUCAUCGAAUUUGGCAGAUUAUGCGGCUAUUAUAUCGCAUAAUUCGUCGUAGCAUCUGAGAGCAGCCGUGAUCUUCACGCAGAAAAUAAAACGAAAGAACGACAGCGUUAGAGACCAUUUGAAGCAUAAAAGAGAACAGACCCGAGAUCAAGAUGGGUAGCAGCGAAGGACAAACGUACUGCUUGCGAUGGAACAAUCACAAAUCCAACCUGGUCGAAAUACUGGACGCGCUGAUCAAAAUGGAGUGCUACGUAGAUUGCACGAUCUACGUGGACGAUCAGGUGCAGUUUAAGGCGCACCGCGUCGUGCUGGCGGCCAAUUCGCCGUACUUUCAGUCCAUCCUGCAGGAUGUGCCGAUGGAUCACUGCAGCAUACUGUUUCCGGGUGUGAAAGAGUUCGAGAUGCGCGCCCUGCUGGAGUAUAUGUACACCGGGGAGGUGAACGUGACACAGGCGCAAAUCCCACGCAUCAUGAAGAUUGCCGAGCAGCUGGAGGUGAAGGGACUGUACGAUAUGGCUGACCUAAAGGGCCGGUUCGACAAGAUGGUUGAUAUCGAUCAUCACCUGCGAGAGCGUGACCCAACGACGAUGCUGCUGGCAAGCAACAAUAACUACAGCACCAAGACGACCGGAUCGGGUGGCGUCGCUGGUAGCUGUAGUUCGUCCGCUUCAUCUCCCUUCCAGCAUGGUCCUCAUGGGGCAACGACCAGCAGCCAGACCAACCCGCAUUCACUGCAACACCAAUCGUCGCCAGUGAUCUCCACAUCAACGAACGUUUCGAUCGCUCAAAGCAGCAGCGCAUCACCACCGUACACCUACAAAUCUCCCUACUCGAGCCUCUACUCCCGUAGCCCGGGAGCCGUGGAAAGGGAUCGCGAACGUGAAGAGCGCAGUCGCGAUCGUUCGUCCUCGUUCUCCCAUACUACCUCCUCGCCGCACAUUCAAUCUACUAGCAGUACUAGCUCGAGCACAACGACGAUCCAACAGAUUGGCAGCCAAGGACCUCCGGGUGGAACAUCAUCAUCAACAUCCCAUUCGACAAGCGGUACCUCUGCGGGCAGUUCCUCCUCAACCACUCAACCAUCGACGGCUGCGGCCGCAGCAGCCUUAGCAGCCAGUUGGCCAGGACUCAGUGGCCAGAUACCGGUAUCCCUUGGACAAACGCAGCUGCACAGUAUGCUGAGCUCGGCCUACGAUUCCAGCACGGACAUGAAUCCACUUAAACGCAAGAAGCUUCAGUCAAUGUCCAGUAUGCUGCGUGACACACCGAUUCUGCGCAAUGUGUUGGCCCAAGCCAAUCCAGCCGAUUCUUCGCAGCCUGGUGCAUCGCCCUCCGGUACCACGUCAUCGGCCGGCGUGUCCACAAUCCAGCCAAUCCCUGGCAGCAUGAAGCCUGACACCGAGCGUCCUGGCAGUCACCAUUCCAAUGGUAGUGGCUAUAAGCUAAUAAAAGAGCCACCACACUCGCCAUACGCUGACAAGUCGUUCGAGGACGAUCUGAUGGAUUCGCCGCACAACUUUAGCGGAGAUGCCCGGCUUGCCUCAUACGUGCCACAUCAGCAGCAGAAGCCCGAGUGGAAACGCUACAAGCAGUACACCAGGACGGACAUCCUGAACGCGAUCGACUGUGUGCGGAAGGGUAUGAGUGCGCUGCAGGCUUCGCGUAAGUUUGGUGUUCCUUCGCGUACGCUGUACGAUAAGGUGAAGAAGUUGGGCAUCACUACGGGCCGGCCGAUUAAUCGGGGAUUGAAGCGAUCGCCAAGUUCGAGCAGUAGUCCGGCACCGUUUCCGUACGGAUUGAGUGGUGCGAGUCAUAUGUUUGGCCCGGGCUCAUCCGGCGGUUCCGGUGCACACCCGGGUGAUCAUCACCAGCAGAUGGCAUCUCAAUCUCAACAGCAGGAUGAGGAGACGGCAGCAGCGGCCGCAGCAUCGGCUGCAGCUGCAGCCCUAGCACACCAUGAAGCUGCCGGUCGGAUGAUAAAGCUCGAGCACGGCAGUCACCAUGGAAUUCCACCGACGAUACCCCAUCCAGCGGCUGCCCUGCUUGAUCCUUCCUUCUUGCAACAAGCGCUGGAAGCACGUGGAGGUGAUAUUGCUGGCCGUGAGGCUCUUCAUGCCAUGGCUUUCGCUGCAGCCGCUCAUGCGGCUGUGAACGGGAUGAGCACAUCUCCCGGAACCCACGGUACGGCUCGAUCUCCGAGCCCGAAUGUGCUGAUGAAGUACAUGCGCUCUGUAUCGAUGAGCUCGCCGGAAGAUGAGCGUCACUAUCCGCAGCAUCCACCGCAACCUCGAGAGGUUGACAUGGACGAAGCGGUCCCGGACGCAAGGCAACGGCACCAUAAUGGGGCAGAUGUGCUAGCUUCCUACGGUGGUCGACGUGCAGUUAUCGAGCAUCCGAUGGAGCAGGAUUCGAUCGAUGAGGGCGGCAGUGACUGUGGUGGGCGUGCGUCCAGCAGAGCUGCACCGGAGGCGCAAGACGAUCAUGUGGAGGAUCUGUCGAUGGGACCGAAGCGUGACUCGGAGGAAAGGGGCCUUUCGGUAUCUCCCCCGCUGGCCGAUUUGCGUCGACCUUCGUCACACCGAUCAAGGACACCGUCUCCUCAUGUGGCCCCGCAACCACAACCGCCACAGCAACAAGGUGUCAUAGUGCCUGCUCCCGGUAAGCUGAAGGAAGACUACAACAUCUCCAUCAAGCGGGAAAUCAUCGCCGAUAGCAACGCACCGUCGCACGAGUCAUCGUAGAGGUUGCAUCGGUCCCCAGUUCGACCCAGUCACUG
Messenger RNA from Anopheles aquasalis, 2825 nucleotides. RefSeq names its product BTB/POZ domain-containing protein ribbon (gene rib). The record is from RefSeq and is a predicted model, not a curated record. Gene Ontology annotation, molecular function: DNA binding; protein binding. Gene Ontology annotation, biological process: regulation of transcription by RNA polymerase II. Gene Ontology annotation, cellular component: nucleus. Lineage: Eukaryota; Metazoa; Arthropoda; Insecta; Diptera; Culicidae.